Pelobates fuscus (common spadefoot toad) is the source of this 3404-nucleotide messenger RNA. RefSeq names its product Rho GTPase activating protein 10 (gene ARHGAP10). Gene Ontology annotation, molecular function: protein binding; GTPase activator activity. Bases 330 to 2702 code for a protein of 790 amino acids. Gene Ontology annotation, cellular component: cytoplasm; cytosol. The transcript is spliced from 23 exons. Gene Ontology annotation, biological process: signal transduction; negative regulation of apoptotic process; cytoskeleton organization. The record is from RefSeq and is a predicted model, not a curated record. NCBI's taxonomy places the organism in Eukaryota, Metazoa, Chordata, Amphibia, Anura, Pelobatidae.
GAAUGUGUAUGCUAAGGCUGCUGGGAUCUAAUGAGUUAUCAGCCAGAUCAGGUCUCACUGGAAGAAGCUCUUCGUCUUGACAGCAUUCUCAAUGGAACACUAAGAAUCAACUUUAAACUCGUUCUUCUUACUCACUCAGGUUCCUGUAUGUUCCCCAACUUGUGGAUCUGAUGUCCUGGGAGCUCAUCCUGACCGCACACAUCCUCCCCUAGAUCUGCAAGGUGAUCUGAGCCUGCCUGGCUGCCUAUUUAUGUGCUUGUGUCUCGGUUGCCUAUUAAGGGAUUUGCAAGGCAGAGAGGAUCUGAGCCAGGGCUUGUCAUAUUGUAAUCAUGGGGCUGCAGCCCUUGGAGUUCAGUGAAUGCUACCUGGACAGCCCUUUUCUGAGGGAAAGGAUACGGGCACACGAGGUGGAGUUGGACAGAACCAACAAGUUUAUUAAGGACUUGCUGAAGGAUGGGAAAAACCUCAUUGCUGCUACCAAAAGCCUAUCCGGAGCUCAGAGAAGGUUUGCCAGUUCACUUGAAAAUUUUAAAUUUGAAUUCAUUGGAGAUGCGGAAACCGAUGAUGAAAGAUGUAUCGAUGCAUCUCUGCGGGAGUUUUCUCAUUUUUUACGAAAUCUUGAAGAACAGCGGGAAAUCAUGGCAUUGAGUAUAAACGAAACCUUGAUUAAACCCUUGGAGCGAUUUCGAAAGGAACAGCUGGGAGCCGUUAAGGAGGAAAAGAAGAAAUUCGAUAAAGAAACUGAAAAAAACUAUAGUGUUCUGGAGAAACAUUUAAAUCUGUCAGCAAAAAAGAAGGAACCACAACUCCAAGAGGCAGAUGGCCAAGUGGAGCAGAAUCGACAGCAUUUUUAUGAGCUGUCACUUGAAUAUGUAUGUAAACUGCAGGAAAUCCAGGAGCGGAAAAAAUUCGAAUUUGUGGAACCUGUAAGUAAACAUAAGAUGCUGGCGUUUUUUCAAGGGAUUUUCACUUUUUACCAUCAGGGAUAUGAACUUGCGAAAGACUUUAAUCACUACAAACUAGAAUUACAAAUCAAUAUUCAGAAUACACGGAAUCGUUUUGAAGGAACAAGGUCGGAGGUUGAAGAAUUGAAGAAGAAAAUCCAGAAAUGUCCACAGGAGCAUAAAAGGCCCAGUCCAUAUACAAUGGAAGGAUAUCUAUAUGUACAGGAGAAACGACCUGCUCCUUUUGGAUCAAGUUGGGUAAAACACUACUGCAUGUAUAAAAAGGAUUCCAAAAAAUUCUCAAUGUUCCCGUAUGAACAUAGAUCAGGAGGGAAAAUUGGUGAUGGAGAAAGUUUUACACUGAAGUAUUGUAUAAAACGCUAUACAGACUCAAUAGACAGAAGAUUCUGCUUUGAUGUGGAAGCUGUAGAAAGGCCAUGUGUCCUUAUUACAAUGCAAGCUGCUUCAGAAGAAGAUCGAUUGCUAUGGAUGGAAGUCUUGGAUGGAAAAGGAGCUCGGUUUCUUAGCUUGAGCAGAUCUACGACUAGAACUGAAGGAGGUGCACAACUAGACAAAUCUGGGCUCACUAUUGUGAAAAAUUGUAUCAGUGCUGUUGAAACUAUGGGUAUUAAUGACCAAGGAUUGUACAGGGUUGUGGGGGUGAGUUCAAAGGUCCAGAGACUUCUGAGUUUGUUGCUGGAUGUGAAAACGUGCUGUGAUGUAGACCUGGCGAGUGGAGAGUGGGAGGUGAAAACCAUCACAAGUGCUUUGAAGCUAUAUUUAAGAAGCCUGCCAGAACCAUUGAUGACUUACGAGCUGCAUGAACAAUUCAUCAAUCCUGCCAAAUGUGGAAGUCCAGAGUCCAGAGUGAAUGCCAUUCAUUUUUUAAUUUAUAAACUUCCUGAAAAAAACCGAGAGAUGUUGGAUAUUCUCAUCAAGCAUUUAGCCACUGUUUCGAGGCAUGCCAAGCAGAAUCUGAUGACCGUUGCUAAUCUCGGUGUAGUAUUUGGUCCAACAUUAAUGAGGCCUCAAGAGGAAACUGUAGCUGCCAUUAUGGAUCUGAAGUUUCAAAAUAUUGUGGUUGAAAUACUUAUAGAAAAUAAUGAAAAGAUUUUUACAAACCCUCCUGAUGACUCAUUGUCUGAGCCGUCUAUGUCUAUAUCCCCUCCCAGUGCUCCACCAAGGCAAUCUAGAAGGCAGCGCAACAAGAGACCGCUGGCUGUGUAUAAUCUCUGCCUAGAGUUAGACAAUGUUGAAAAUAAUGGUGCCCCCAGAGAAGACACUCCUCCAGGUAGCAUGGAUUCCCUUUCUCCUCAACCACUCACUCCUACGACCACAUGCCCAGAUCCCAUGACAGAGGAGGAGAAGAAUGAUCUUACCGCAGACAGUGUUUUGGACUGGGCUCAGUCAAAUAUGAUUUCUACUGCUAUGGCUUCGUGGAUGAAUAGUGAGUUAUGUACACCAUCAGCAGAAUCUACCUCUACUCUCUUAACAGUGCCAACACUCGCUACACAACCCCAAGAGGCACCAUCAAUCCCCUUGUCUUCUACUACACCCAGUGACAUACAUCCAGAAAGCUUUUCUAACAGGAAGGCAAAAGCAGUGUUUCCCUGUGAGGCAGAACAUAGCUCAGAGCUAUCUUUUCAAGUAGGCGCUGUGUUUGAGGAUGUUCAUUACUCAAGGGAGCCAGGAUGGCUUGAAGGGACACUGAAUGGCAAGAAGGGACUUAUUCCACAAAAUUAUGUCCAGUUUCUCUAGUAUUGUGGACUGAAAUGUUCAUGGAAACUGUUCAUGGUAUCCAUGCGUUUCCAUUCCAGCAGCUUUCUUCCUGUUUCAUUGCACAACUGCUUUGAUCACAUGACCAGACAUCAGUUGGCAGAAAUCAUUUAAAAAAAUUUUUUUUUGGAGAGAUAUACAUUAUUGCCAAAUUGACAUACAUUUUAAGAUAUUUUAUUACACUAUGUUUAAACUUGUUAAUGUCUUUAUUUUAUUUUUUGUACACAAAAAAAAAGAAUAUUAUAAUUAUUUCACUAAUUUUACAUCAUUCCUGGGUAAUGAGACAAUUUUGUGCAAUUAUAUUUAAAUUAAGAGUGACGUAUUGCCUUUUUGACUACAAAUUUAAGAUGAAAUAAAAUGCAUGUCUUCACAUAUAAUAUAACUUAACGCGGCUUGUGCAGGAGCCGUUAAAUAUUUUUGCACCUUUUUAAAGGCUUUUCGUAAAAUUUAUAGUGUACAAUUUGUAAAGAUGAUUCACUUUUGCAGUUUACAAAAUGACAACAUUUUAUAUUGUCGUUUUUUUGUGUUUAUUUUUGUAUUUUAUGACUUGUUAAUUGUUGUAUUGUUUUGUAGGAGUCGCAUACAACUUAUUUGUUUUUAGCUCCCAUUUGUUCAGUGGUAAUGUUUUACAAGUAUAGUACUGCCAAAUUAUUAUUUCCCUGAAAUAAAAUAUUAUUUAAUGUU